Synchiropus splendidus (mandarinfish) is the source of this 2505-nucleotide messenger RNA. RefSeq names its product tudor and KH domain containing (gene tdrkh). Gene Ontology annotation, molecular function: RNA binding. The coding region runs from base 303 to 1985 and encodes 560 amino acids. Gene Ontology annotation, biological process: spermatogenesis. The record is from RefSeq and is a predicted model, not a curated record. NCBI's taxonomy places the organism in Eukaryota, Metazoa, Chordata, Actinopteri, Syngnathiformes, Callionymidae. The transcript is spliced from 14 exons.
UUCAUUUAAAUGAAUUGGAAUUCUUAUUUGAAUGCGGUAGCGAGUUAAUAAUACUAUGGUGUAGCACUAUAACAAGGACACGCGGUCGGUUCUUUCUGAAAGAAUUGCGUCCUCUGCAUGUGUAUACAAGCAACUAGCUAACGUUAGCUUGACUAGCUGAGAGGAGGAGGUGCGUCUGCGGUCGUUUGGAUGAUUUGGGUAGAAUAGAAGAAAAUAUUCAGUGAUAGCCUGACAGCCGCGUGUGUAUUUUCCGACAUCACAUCUGCCUAAGGUGGAGUAUCCCACUGGCUGCAGGUCGGGCCAUGGAGGUGCUGAAGGAAGGUCAGAACACCAGCCUUGGCUCUUUCAAGGCAGUGGCUGUGGCAGCUGGUAUCUCUGUAGGGGCGGCUGUGGGCUACAUCGUCUAUCGCCACGUCAGCAGUUCACACAACAAUAAGGAACCAGAUCAAGUGAAGAACAAGUUGACACUUUCACUUGAAGCGUACAGGAACAUUUGUAAGCGCCAGGAAACAUUUCUGGCCAUGGUGACCCAAAAGUCUGGCGCUCAGGUCAGAGUGGAGUCAGAUCCCAGUCAGGCGGCUGUGCACGUCCUGUUGCAGGGCUCUGACGAGCAGGUCCUGUUAGCGCGCUGCGUCCUGGAGAACCUGGUCAGUGACUGUGAGCCCGUGGUUGAGACGUUGGAGGUUCCUCAGACCGCCUUUGGACGUAUCAUAGGUCGUGGUGGAGAAAGUGUUAAAUUAAUCACCAGGUCAACAGGGGCCAGCGUUUCCUUUACCCGAGAUGUGCAGGGCCCUGGAGCUACUGGUAAAGUCGUCAUCACUGGGACCAAACAAGCUGUGAAGCUGGCCAAAGAGUCCAUACUGGAAAAGGUUCAUGAGGACAUGCUGGUGAGAACAAAGAUAGUCCAGUCGUCUGCACAGCGACAGAGACGUGGGCAGGUGACACCAACGCCCAUAGCAGACAUCACGCAGUCAGUAGCCCCUCUGUGCCUGAACAACAACAACUGCACCAGACCGCAGACGGGAAAGAAUGGGUCAGCACUGCUGACUGGAACCUCAGAAUUGCUUCUGAAUCAUGUGGAUAAGACUGAUCAGGAGAACACUGGCAUGAACUGUGAAGAGCCGCUGAAGGUGGAAGACAAUUUGGAGGAGAACGAGAUAAAGAGCGUCUCGACCGAGAUGCUUUCUGACAUUUCCAAGUUUGAAAUUCCCAGCCCAGACCUGAGCUUUCAGCCCGACGAACAUCUGGAAGUCUACGUGUCUGCCUCAGAGAACCCUAACCACUUCUGGAUUCAGAUCCUCGGAGUCCGCAGCCUUCAGCUGGACAAACUGACCAAAGAGAUGAGUCACUUUUAUAGCAGCGGCCCCAAUGAGCAGCGGGUGGAAACGAUCGUAGUGGGGGAUAUUGUGGCUGCUCCUUACCGCGACUUUGGCUCAUGGAACCGGGCCAGGGUCCUGGGGACUCUUGAGUCUGGGCUAGUGGACCUCUACUACGUAGACUAUGGGGAUAAUGCUGAGCUGCCCAGAGAGAGCCUCUGUCGGAUGAGGAGUGACUUCCUCAGCUUGCCAUUCCAAGCUAUUGAGUGCAGUUUAGCGGGGGUGCGACCGAAAGGAGAGGUGUGGACCGAGGACGCACUGGACGACUUUGAAGCUCUGACACACUGUGCUAAUUGGAGACCUCUGCAGGCCAAACUGUGCAGCUACUCUCACUCGGACAUCUCCUCCUGGCCCAGCGUCAAACUGUAUGACAACAGUGAUGGCACGGUAGUUGAUAUUGGUGAGGAGCUCAUCAGAUUGGGCCAUGCUGUCAGCUUCCAGGAAGUGGGGGAUGGAAGACCUGAAGGGGACCAUCCGGGGUGUCUGCAGAAGAUGCUGGAUGAUGUGAUCGGAGCCUCUUCAGAGCUCAGUAUGUCCUGUAUAAGCCUCUCCGAAGCUGCCUCCAUAUCUGGAAGUGUUGAUGAUGUCAUUGAGGACGAACUGCUCUGAGACAAAGCACCUUGUAAGUUUAAGACGUCCGCACCCUAAAUGACUGGAGAGGAGGAUUGGAUCGGAAAUCAGUCACCAAAUUCUGAAAAAGCCUUACAUUGUUGUCACACGAGCCACUAUUUCAAACUUCAAAAUGUGUGUUCUAACUGCAGUAUGCGGCUAAUCGCAUUUGUUUGCCUUUUUGUGCGAUGUUACAUUGUACACCUUGUUACUUUGCUGAAAAUGUGAAGGGUUUAAGUUCCAGACCAGAAUGUAAGAGUCAGUGAAAAGCACUGUGAUGCAAGUCACAUUAACCAGAAUACAGCUGGUUUGUGACCAAGUUUUUGUUUUUUUUCUCAGUUUGCAUGCUAAUAGUAAAGAAUUCUAUUUUGGAUCAUCUAGCAAAUAAUAAUUAUUCUAAAGAUGUGAAGAUAUUGUGUCAAGAAGAUAUUCUGCCAAGGGCAUAUACAACCAGUUUGACUGAAAAUAUGUUAAGGAUUGCACAUGAUACAAUGUAAUAAAAUAUUUAUUUUACUUCAAA